Equus caballus (horse) is the source of this 1715-nucleotide messenger RNA. RefSeq names its product fms related receptor tyrosine kinase 3 ligand (gene FLT3LG). Gene Ontology annotation, molecular function: receptor tyrosine kinase binding; cytokine activity. NCBI's taxonomy places the organism in Eukaryota, Metazoa, Chordata, Mammalia, Perissodactyla, Equidae. Gene Ontology annotation, biological process: positive regulation of cell population proliferation. Gene Ontology annotation, cellular component: membrane; cell surface. The record is from RefSeq and is a predicted model, not a curated record.
CGGUGAGCCAUGUGGGUGUCUGGGGGAAGGGCAUUCCAGGCUGAGGGAACAGCCAGUGCAAAGGCCCUGGGGCAGAAGUGUGCCACCCUCUGGCACAGUGAGGAGGCGGGGGCAGAGAGGGGACAGGGCCAGGUCCUGCAGGUCUGUGUGGGCCACGGUGAGGAGUCUGAUUCUGAGUGUGGUGGGAGCCAAGGGAGGCUUUGGAGCGGCGGAGGGGCGUGAGCUGACCUGCAGAACACCCUGGCGGUGCUGGUGGUGAGGGCUGUCGCAGGGAGCCGCCUGAGGAGGCGACAGUGAUAUGCAGGUGGGAGAUGGUGGUGGCAGCACCCAGGUGAUGGCAAUGGGGGUGGUGAGAAGUGGUGGGACUCUGGAUACAUUCUGACAGUCAUUCAACAAAUCUGCUGAUGAGCUGGACUGUCCGUGGGCAGCGAAAGGCAGAGGUCAUAGGUCAACUCCAGGGCUUUGGGCCUGAGCACCUGGAGGGAUGGCGCUGCCGUCUCCCUGGAUAUGGGAGGGGGCGUUUCGAGGCGGAGGUGAAGGGCUUGGGGGCCCAGCGGCCCGCUCACUGUGUGUCCCGUCCCGGAGUCAACCCCACCUCAUCCUUCGCGCGCGUAGGCCGAGGCGCCCUCCGCGGUGUGACCCCCACCUGUCACCACCAGGGGGCGCCCCUUGCCUCGGCCAAAUCCACCCUGCUCCCCGUCUACCCCAAAUUUCCCUUUCACUUUCGGUCUCCGGCUGUCACCCGGCCUGGCCCCUUCCACACCCAGCUGGGGCAAGCCUGAUCCAGCCACAGGCAUGAGGGGCCCCCGGCCGAGAUGAUAGUGCUGGCGCCAGCCUGGAGCCCAACUACCUCGCUGCUGCUGCUGCUGCUGCUGCUGCUCAGCCCCGGCCUCCGCGGGAGCCCCGACUGCUCCUUCAGCCACAGCCCCAUCUCCUCCACCUUUGCUAAGACCAUCGGCAAGCUGUCUGACUACCUGCUUCAAGAUUACCCAGUCACGGUUGCCUCCAACCUACAGGACGACGAGCUCUGUGGGGCCCUCUGGCGCCUGGUCCUGGCCCAGCGCUGGAUGAGAAGGCUCAAGACUGUGGCUGGGUCCCAGAUGCAAAACCUGCUGGAGGAUGUCAACACCGAGAUACUCUUUGUCACCUUAUGUGCCUUCCAGCCCCCCCCCAGCUGUCUUCGAUUCGUCCAGACCAACAUCUCCCACCUCCUGCAGGACACCUCCCAGCAGCUGUUGGCCUUGAGGCCCUGGAUCACCCGCCGGAAUUUCUCCCGGUGCCUGGAGCUGCAGUGUCAGCCCGACUCCUCCACCCUGCUGCCCCCGAGGAGUGCCGGGGCCUUGGGGGCCACAGCCCUGCCAGCCCCUCAGGCCCCUCUGCUGCUCCUGCUGCUGCUGCUGCCCGUGGCCGUCCUGCUGCCGGCCGCCGCCUGGUGCCUGCACUGGCGAAGGAGGAGGCGGAGGCCGGCCCGCCCUGGGGAGCCGAGGACAACACUGAGGCCCAGAGGGAGCUGUCACCUACCGGAGGACACAGAGCCGGGACUCGGAGGAAGUCAGCUAGAGACUGGGCCCUUCCUGAGCCGCGCCGCCCCUCUCAAUCUCUCUCCAGGAUGGAGGCAACGCCAGCAUCCGGCCCCGGCCCCGGCCCCAGCCGCCCCCCUCUGUACAAAGCCCUCCUCCCCGGGAAAUUGUAUAUAAAUCAUCCUUUUCUACCAG